CAGAGCCACAGGAAUCCAAGGUUAUUACUAGAAAGUUAGGUGGGCUUACUGAAAAGCCAGCGUGGUGCUUUUACAAGUGUAGUCUACUCUCGGGAGUUCAAGAAGUCUGUGAAUUGAGUGUCG
Ambispora leptoticha is the source of this 123-nucleotide messenger RNA. The record is from the annotation of a GenBank genome assembly. Lineage: Eukaryota; Fungi; Glomeromycota; Glomeromycetes; Archaeosporales; Ambisporaceae.